Molecule: messenger RNA, 1499 nt
Organism: Exophiala mesophila
Lineage: Eukaryota; Fungi; Ascomycota; Eurotiomycetes; Chaetothyriales; Herpotrichiellaceae
Exons: 3
Coding region: 22-951 (309 amino acids)
Cellular component (GO): membrane
Molecular function (GO): signaling receptor activity
Source: RefSeq, a predicted model, not a curated record
AGAGAAUUCACCAUCCUCGCGAUGGCCGACUCUUCUACGUCUGUUCCGCUGGCAAAGGAUGGUGAUAAAUCUACUACGGCAUCAGACAAAGCCGCCGAUUUAUGGCACACUCUGGUUCAGUGGGCGGAUUUGCCUCAUUGGCAACAAGACAAUCAACACAUCCAUGGAAGUUAUCGCAAAGCAUCUUACAGCUAUUCUAGGUCCUUUCAGAGCAUUUUGCAUUGGCAUAACGAAAGUAUCAAUAUUUGGUCCCACCUAGUUCCGGCCACCCUGAGUUUGCCUGUCGGCUAUUCUCUUUAUCAAGCUCUACAACCCCGGUACGAACAGGCGUCCAAGGCCGAUGUCAUCGCAAUGAGCUGUUUCUUCUUUGGGGCCGCUUUCUGCCUGGGCAUGAGUGCUACCUAUCACGCCGUAUCCAACCACUCUCCGUCCGUGGCCAAGUUCUGGAAUCAAUUGGACUAUGCCGGCAUCGCUAUUCUUAUCGCCGGGUCCUUUGUGCCUAGUGUCUACUAUGGGUUCUGGUGCGACGGUCCGCGACAGGUGGUAUAUUGGACCAUGAUCUCUCUGCUCGGCCUCGCAUGCACCGCUGUCUCUGUCUUGCCCCAAUUUCGCACCCCUGCUUGGAGACCAUAUCGCGCAUUGAUGUUUAUCGGCAUGGGUGUUUCGGCCGUCUUCCCCGUUUUCGAUGGGCUGAGACUGUUUGGAUUACAGCAGAUGCAGAAGCAAAUUGGCCUAUUCUGGUUGGUGUUGCAGGGCAUACUGUACAUUUUGGGGGCAGGACUUUAUGCAGCACGAAUUCCCGAAAAGUGGUUUCCAGGAAAAGUUGAUACUCUGGGGAGCUCACACCAAAUAUUUCACGUUCUCAUCGUCCUGGCCGCCCUGUCGCACCUCAAGGGUCUCCUCAACGCUUUCGAUCAUCGUCAUGGUGUGGUGGGAUCUGCUUGUAGCUGAAUAGAGUGCAUCACAUUUUGAAGUCGGCAUUGACAAAAGCUCGAGGCUGAGCAGCACCAUUUUGAUGCGAAGCCACGUUGGACACGAGAGCCAUUUUCAAGUCUCUCGCACGGUCCGAUGUUAAAUCAUAGAUGGUGGCCAAAUUGAUGGUCAGGGUCUGAAAUGAGUGUCCUUGGUCUACCAAUUCCUCCAGAGUCAACUUGGCUUUCUUAAUCUCGCCAUUGUAGAGAUAAGCAACGGCGAGGUUCUGUCGGACCAGGGCACUGACCGCAGGAUCGACAGUUGGGUCGACCUGGGAAAGGAGUCGAGCAGCCUCGUCGAUCCUCCCCAGGGAUAUUGCUAGCAAGGCAGUAAGCAUAGAUUUAGCCGGCUCUUGGACUUGAGAUGCAUUGAGCAGGGACUGGGCUUUGGUGACAUGACCCAUUUUUAUUCGAAGCAAGAUCAUUCGGGCCUCCCAUGUGGCUAUAUGAUCUGCCUGAGACGGCUUCAAUGUCCCCAAGGUUCUUGCCGCGCAAUCAAGAUCUCCCAUUUCAAUCAGAGCAUUCACC